AUGGUAUCCAAAACUGAACAAUGGAAAAACGCAACUGAAUUGAAAGCAUUCGGAUAUUAUAAUUACAAUAUUCCAAUUGAGUCAUUGUUGCAUUUCGAUCGGUUGAACGUUCAACACAUAAAUAGAUUAAGUACUGAGAAGGCAUGGAAAUUUAUUGAGAACUUCUUGAGAAGAAACCCAGCACUGGGAUCAUGCUUUCAAGUACAAACUAUGUUUGCGCUGGACAUUGAUGGGAUUUUGGAAAACUUUUCAGUUUCCCCAAACAAUGAACCUACCGAGCAUGAAUAUUCCACGUAUUACAAGCAUACUCAACUGUUUGAAUUACCGAAUCCGAAUCAUAUAUGUGUGGUGAAGAUUUCAGAGCAUGGAAUAUAUGCGGCAGUUAGUAGGAUCACACAUCUUGAACCGGAUUUCCGAUGGUACUUAUUUGGAGUUAGGAUUGAAUAA
Messenger RNA from Caenorhabditis remanei, 447 nucleotides. RefSeq lists its product as uncharacterized. The coding region runs from base 1 to 447 and encodes 148 amino acids. The record is from RefSeq and is a predicted model, not a curated record. Lineage: Eukaryota; Metazoa; Nematoda; Chromadorea; Rhabditida; Rhabditidae. The transcript is spliced from 3 exons.